Messenger RNA from Owenia fusiformis, 1729 nucleotides. The record is from the annotation of a GenBank genome assembly. NCBI's taxonomy places the organism in Eukaryota, Metazoa, Annelida, Polychaeta, Sabellida, Oweniidae.
CGAAUGGGUAGUAUCACACUUGAAACAAGCUCGGGUACAUGUAAGUCAGGAUGAGAGUUGUUUACGUGCGCAUGCGUAUUAUUUUGCUUGUUUGGGCAAUGGGAGUUGUUUCUUCUCAAGGAAAACAAUCAAUCUGUGCUGAUAUAGUCUUUGCUCUGGAGACAUCGUGCAGUGUUGAUGACGAAACUAAAGCACUCGCCAAAGUAUUCAUCCAAGAUUUUGUGACAAUGUUCGAUUCUGUUAAACAAAAAAAUGUGAGUAAUGUCGCUACCCAGUUCGGGUUGUUAGCCUAUGAUGCUACACCACGCCCCGUGUUUACAUUCGAUGAAGCACUAUCCAAACAGGAGAUUCUGCAAAGAAUUGAAACUUUCAAGAUGGAAACAACAGGUUGUAAAACUCUCACUCAUAAUGCAAUUAACAUGGCAAGCGAUGAUUUCUUCGAAACAACAUUAAACGACAGACGCACUCCCGAUGUGCUCGUUGUUUUAACGGAUGGACGCACACAACCUCAGAAAUAUAUCCAAAAAACUACGGACGCUAUCCAAAAAUUGCGAGAAACGGUACGGACUAUCGUUAUUGAGUUACCCAACAAGAAGGGACGUGAAUCGUUACCAGAGACUCUUGAGCAAUUAAACACACUGGCUGAAGUUGAAGAUCGGUUUAAACUUGAUGAUGACUCAGAUAUAGAAGAUCUUGCGACUGAGGUGUUUGAUCAUUUGUUAGAUAGAAGUGAAUUUGUUUGUCCACCAGCUGAUCCAGUGCAUUCAGUACAUCCAUGUCACGAGAAGUGCCAGUAUACACCUCCACCCCCAAAGACAGCACAGCCAGGACUUGGGCGGUUUAGCCGAGUCAAUGUAAUGCUAGAUUGCACAUAUGAAGAGAAUUGUGACAUCCAGUUCCUCAAAGACUUCGCAGCCGAACUUGAUCGACAACCUAAAUGCAAAAUGUAUUACCCUUUAAAGGCAGUUGCAGAGAAUCGCCUCUAUGUUAUUUAUGGCUGUGAAAGAGCAGGGUAUCUAGAGAAGGCACUGAUGACAAAGGACCAACGAUUCACAUGUCAAGUUCAACCAAUUAUGGACUAUUAUGACUUUGCAAUUUCUACUCUUGGUCUCAAUGUAUCACAAGAAAUGACAGAUGCUGUUAUGCCAAGAGCGUCAUUAAAGUGUGAACAUUUAAUAGCUGUAUUUCGAGAGCUGAACUAUCCACCGGGGAAAACCUUCGAGGAAAUCAUGGCUGCUUGGAAGGGACAUGCGCUGGUGGCGUAUGUAAUAAGAGGGACAACCGGAGCGGAAAAUGCAGAAGUGUUUCAUUAUGUAGGCGAGGAAAGGGAAGUGAUAUUUCGUGUAUGGGAUAGUCCAGAACUGUUGGAUAGCAUCAUAGUUGGCGCCAACGGCGGAAAUGAUUGGGUGCUUCAAAAGAAAAUGACAUCAGGGUUGACGCAUCGCACAAAAUUGCUGCUUCACUUGGAUUGUAUUUGCAACCCUGAUCGUGACAUGUAUGCAUAGCUUCUAUGUAAACAGACACUAAAUGCAGGGACAAUAUUGAACACAUGAAGUUGCAUACAAUUUCAGUAACAACUGAUAAUUAGUGUUAACAUUACCCCAGUGAUAUUGUUAUAUGCAUGCAGAAUAUUUAUAUGGAAGUAUCAUUGUCAUUUUUGACUCGGUCUAAAUAUGGUUCCCAAUCGGUAUAUUUUGAUGAAUGGAUGUUUUAAUAGGAUCGUUUCUAA